CCGUCGUCUCGUAGCACACUUCUCUUCCCGCCAGCCAUUCCUAACAAUGGCAUCCGACCCUUCCAGCUCGUCCCCUCCGCGCAGCUAUGGCCGCAUUCCUAGCUUGAAGUCCUUCCUUCCGCUUUCGGAGGAGGCAGUCCUUUCGACGCGUGGUCAGAAUUUGCCCGGUUUACUACAGCAGUCAUUCGGCGGUCGCCCUGCUGGGGGAAGGCCUCCGAGUGUUCAGUCUGGGCGAAGAGGCAGCAACGAAUUUGGGCCCGACGGAGACAUGAGAAUCCCAGGCCGAGAGACCCCCGACCAUGACCAGCUUAGUGCUGGCUCUCGACGUACAAGUUUGGGGGGCGCGAGCGUGUUGAUGACGCCCCAAAUGCGAAGUCAGAGGUUGAUUGGGAAUAGCAAUCCGAGAUACAAAUGGGAGCAGUACUGGAAGUCUGAAGAGGAACUGCAAAAGUAUAAAAAGCCGAUACGCCAGUACUACGAACGGAACAACUACCUAAUCCAGCAAUAUGCAUAUAUCGACCGACUACUCGACUCUUCACUUCCGCACAACCUCAUCCAAGAGUACAACCAACCUUUGGACACGAUCACAGAGGAACCACGCACUGCGCCUGUUUCACCAUACAUGAAUGGCCAGCAAUCAGAGUAUGACAAGCCAAGGGUCAAGCGGACCCCGAAAAACCUAUAUAAAGUACCGGACGAAGAGACACCUUUGCUGGCGGCAAACGGUCAUGACGAGGAGUUGGGCUCGGCCAUCAUGCCGCCUUAUGAACCCGAGGAAGAAACAGGCAGCCAGCAUAAGAUUGUCAAGAUCGCAAUCUAUGUCAAUCUCAUCGCGAACACGGCCUUGUUAGCCCUAAAGAUCAUCGUUACCGUCAUGACAUCCUCACUCUCUGUCAUCGCAAGUUUGGUCGAUGCAGCUUUGGACUUCCUCAGUACAGCGAUUGUAUGGGUCACCACGUACCUCAUCUCUCGCCAGGAUCGCUACUCUUACCCUAUCGGAAGAAGGAAGUUGGAGCCCAUCGGAGUGCUUGUCUUCUCGGUCAUUAUGGUUACCUCAUUCUUCCAGGUUAUGCUCGAGGGUCUCCAAAGGUUUACUGGCACCGAUCGCACCAUCGUACAGCUCACCAUCCCUGCUGUUAGCAUCAUGGCAGCAACGGUUGGUAUCAAGUUUGCUUGCUGGCUCUGGUGUCGGUUGAUCAAAAAUUCAAGUGUGCAGGCGUUGGCACAGGACGCAAUGACGGAUGUUGUGUUCAACACCUUCAGUAUCAUCUUCCCAUUAAUCGGAUAUUUCGCCAAAGUAUGGUGGCUCGACCCCCUCGGUGGCAUCCUGCUGUCACUCUACGUCAUCAUCAACUGGUCGCACACAUCAGCCACGCAUAUCCGCAACCUGACUGGCGCCGCGGCGUCGGCUGACGAGCGCAACAUCCUGCUCUACCUGACGAUGAGAUUUGCGAAGACGAUCAAGCACAUCCAAGGCCUGCAGGCCUACCACUCGGGCGACAAGCUUAACGUGGAGGUUGACAUUGUGCUGGAUGAGUUCAUCAGCCUUAGGGACGCUCACGAUCUCGGUGAGUCACUGCAGUAUGUCCUUGAGAGUGCACCGUCUGUCGACCGUGCCUUUGUCCACCUGGACUACGCCUCUUGGAACUUGCCAACGCAUAUGCAACAACACGAUGAAUGAAGGUGGAAACGGAUGGAGUUUCCAAGGCCAUCAUCUCUGCAUAUACAUGGAGUUGUUUCAAGUGGGUGGAUGUAUCGGUGUAGCGUUUGUUUUGUUUUGUCCAUAGAUUUCCGCAAUUGUGAGCAAGCUUAUUUCUCUUUCAGGCAAGCCCUUUGCCCAUCAACUCCGGUUGGCUUGCCACCUUCAGCUUCGUGAUUGGAGCCGGACAAACUGUUGAAGGCAGGCCGGUUCCAUUGCACGGAUCGGCGAACGGGUUACUUUGCCCGGUGGCCGACCAGCUAGGCACUAGACACGCUUGAUAUUAUUGUCGGGCCGCCUGCCAUUGGUGAUAACCCACCUACCACCCGCACCACCAUCUCCGCCGC
Molecule: messenger RNA, 2046 nt
Organism: Aplosporella prunicola CBS 121167
Lineage: Eukaryota; Fungi; Ascomycota; Dothideomycetes; Botryosphaeriales; Aplosporellaceae
Exons: 4
Coding region: 47-1681 (544 amino acids)
Biological process (GO): monoatomic cation transport; transmembrane transport
Cellular component (GO): membrane
Molecular function (GO): monoatomic cation transmembrane transporter activity
Source: RefSeq, a predicted model, not a curated record